Acipenser ruthenus (sterlet) is the source of this 7292-nucleotide messenger RNA. Its product is annotated as SLIT-ROBO Rho GTPase-activating protein 2-like. The record is from RefSeq and is a predicted model, not a curated record. The transcript has 23 exons. Gene Ontology annotation, molecular function: protein binding. NCBI's taxonomy places the organism in Eukaryota, Metazoa, Chordata, Actinopteri, Acipenseriformes, Acipenseridae. Gene Ontology annotation, cellular component: cytoplasm. Gene Ontology annotation, biological process: signal transduction; negative regulation of cell migration. The coding region runs from base 649 to 3936 and encodes 1095 amino acids.
AGCCGCUCAGACAGUUUUGCAGAAGGAAACAAACAUCCGUGGUGCAUGUGGAAUUGGGCGCUUGUUGCAUUGAAGUUUGAGUAAGGACUUCUGUUAAGGGGCGCGCGUUGUGAAGUCUGACUGACUCAUGUAACUAGGCUAUGCUGCUACUAUUUCUGUAUUAAAAAUAAUGCAAUGGGAACAAUUGACCUGCCCUGUGUCACUAUUUCUGCAUAAGAAGGAAGACACCCCUUCCGUGACACCCUGUCUGCCGUGAUAUCGAUGCCUGCAACCAGGAUAAACCUUUGGGAAAUACCGGACCUGUAAAUGCCAACGUUUUUUUUUCUUCUUUUUUUUCCUGUGUGUGUGUGUGUGCAGGUCUUCAAAACAACAGCUUAUUCCAUUGACCUGCGGAUUUCAUACCCGUAGCAAGUUAUAAACACAGGCGAGGAAGAAUUGGGUUUCUGCUGUAUAAAUUCUCCGGAUGGAACGGUCUCCGAGAUGCAGAGAUAACAGUACUGUUGGCUUGGGAGCAUUACCUGUGUGGAUCUGAUAUUAGCCUACCCACGCCACCCCUCCCCACCAAUCUCUAUUAUUAUUAUUAUUAUUAUUAUUAUUAUUAUUAUUAUUAUUUGCUAAAGAAGACGAAAAAAACAAAGCAAAAUAAUCAUGACAUCACCGGCUAAAUUCCGAAAAGAGAAGGAGAUCAUUGCUGAAUAUGAAACUCAAGUCAAAGAGAUCCGCGCCCAGCUGCUGGAGCAGUUAAAGUGCCUGGACCAGCAGUGCGAGCUCCGGGUGCAGCUGCUACAGGAUCUGCAGGACUUCUUCCGCAAGAAGGCCGAGAUCGAGAUGGACUACUCUCGCAACCUGGAGAAGCUGGCCGAGCGCUUCCUCGCCAAGACCCGCAGCACCAAGGACCACCAGUUCAAGAAGGAUCAGAACGUGCUGUCUCCGUUGAACUGCUGGAACCUGCUGCUGAGCCAGGUGAAGAGAGAGAGCCGAGACCACGCCACGCUCAGCGACCUCUACCUCAACAACAUCAUCCCCCGCUUCGUCCAGGUCAGCGAGGACUCCGGACGCCUCUUCAAGAAGAGUAAAGAGGUGGGGCUGCAGCUGCAAGAGGACUUGAUGAAGGUUCUCAAUGAGCUUUACACGGUGAUGAAGACGUACCACAUGUACAACACGGACAGCGUGAACGCGGAGAGCAAGCUGAAGGAGGCUGAGAAGCAGGAGGAGAAGCAGAUCAGCCGCUCAGUGCGCCAGGAGGACAAGCAGACCCCGCGCUCACCCGACGCCCUCACCAACAUUAAGAUCGAUGAGAAGCAUGUGCGCCGCAGCUCCGUCAAGAAGAUCGAGAAGAUGAAGGAGAAGCGCCAAGCCAAAUACACUGAAAACAAGCUGAAGGCAAUCAAAGCCAGGAAUGAGUACCUGCUAGCUCUGGAGGCAACAAACUGCUGUGUCUUCAAAUACUACAUCCACGAUAUCUCCGAUCUUAUUGAUUGCUGUGACCUGGGCUAUCACGCCAGUCUGAACCGCGCUCUGCGGACCUACCUCUCUGCGGAGUUCAACCUGGCGCAGUCGAAGCACGAGGGCCUGGAGACCAUCGACAACGCUGCUGAGAACCUGGAGGCCAACAGCGACAAGCAGCGGCUCAUGGAGAUGUACAACAGCGUCUUCUGCCCCCCCAUGAGGUUCGACUUCCAGUCCCACAUGGGCGACACGGUGGGGUACAUGUGCGCUCAGCAGCCCGUGCAGGGCGAGCUGCUCCAGAGGUGUCAACAGCUGCAGUCCCGGCUCUCCACACUCAACAUUGAAAACGAGGAGGUGAAGAAGACCAUGGAGGCGACCCUGCAGACCAUCCAGGACAUUGUGACGAUCGAGGACUUCGACGUGUCUGACUGCUUCCAGUACAGCAACUCCAUGGAGUCGGUCAAAUCCACCGUGUCGGAGACCUUCAUGAGCAAACCCAGCAUCGCCAAGAGGAGAGCGAACCAGCAGGAGACUGAGCAGUUCUACUUCACGAAACUGAAGGAGUACCUAGAAGGCAGGAACCUGAUCACCAAACUCCAAGCCAAACACGACCUGAUUGAGAAGACACUGGGGGAGAGCCAAAGGACUGAUUGCUCCCUUGCCAGUGGAAGGAGGAACUCAUCUGUGCGGAAGCAGGAUGCAAGCCAAGUUAUUCCCCUGAUGGUUGAAAGCUGUAUAAGAUUCAUCAGCCGACAUGGCCUGCAGCAUGAAGGCAUUUUCAGAGUGUCUGGAUCACAAGUGGAGGUCAAUGACAUUAAGAACUCGUUUGAGAGAGGCGAGGAUCCGCUUGCAGGAGACCAGAAUGACCACGACAUGGACUCCAUCGCAGGAGUGCUCAAGCUCUACUUCCGAGGCCUGGAGAACACGCUCUUCCCCAAGGAAGUCUUUCAAGACCUCAUUGCCGGAGUGUCGAUGGAGAACCUCCAGGAGAGAGCUCUGCACAUCCGGAAGGUCCUGCUGCUGCUGCCCAAACACACCCUGAUCAUCAUGAGAUACCUGUUUGCGUUCCUCAGCCACCUGUCUCAGUACAGCGAUGACAACAUGAUGGACCCCUACAACCUGGCUAUUUGCUUCGGCCCCACGCUGAUGUCAGUCCCCGAGUGCCACGACCAGGUCACCUCCCAGGCGCACGUAAACGAGCUGAUCAAAACCAUCAUCAUCCACCACGAGACCAUCUUUCCUGGGCCCAGGGAGCUGGAGGGCCCCGUGUACGAGUGCGGAGUCACCGCUGAGGAGUACUGUGACAGCCCCCACAGCGAUCCUCCAUUGGCAGAAGACUCCGUGCAAGAUAUCGUCAGCGAACAUCACAACAGCGAGGACGGGUCCUUGCUCCUUUCAGAGUCUGAGUCCAUCGAAGCCAUCGCCAGGUUCGACUACGGGGGCCGCACAGCUCGGGAGCUGUCCUUCAAGAAGGGGGCCUCGCUGCUGCUCUACCAUCGCGCCUCUGACGACUGGUGGGAGGGGCGCCAUAAUGGUGUGGAUGGGCUGGUACCACACCAGUACAUCGUGGUGCAGGACACGGAGGACGGUUUGUCCGAGAGGGCCAGUCCCAAAUCGGAACUGGAAGCUGCGCCGGACGGAGCACACUCGGAGGAGAAGGUGUCCACUAGGGUCAGUGUCAGCUCUCCCACUGGGGGCCACGUGGCGGAUAUCUACCUAGCGAACCUCAACAAACUAAGGAAGCGCCCCGAGUCUGCAAGCAUCAGGAGGACCUUCCGGCCCAGCGAGGGCCACGGUCCAGGGGAUGGGCCGCCAGGGGCCAUGGCUAGUCCUAGAGCCACCUCCAUGCCAGUGGGCAGCCUGCCGAAAGAGGGUCCGGAGAAACGGCCAGUCAGCGCCCAUGGGGGCCUCAACUCCAUCACCCGGCACUCCUCCCUCAAGACCAAGGUGGAGAGCCCGCAGUUACGCAAAGCAGCCACCGCAGGGCGCUCCAAGAGCUUCAGCAACCACCGGCCGCUGGACCCUGAAGUCAUUGCCCAGGUAGAGCACAGCUCGCAGGACAUCGAGGCGACGAUGAACACAGCCCUGAAUGAGCUGCGUGAGCUGGAGAGGCAGAGCAGCGUGAAGCACGCUCCCGACGUGGUGCUGGACACACUGGAGCCCUUGAAGACCUCUCCCUCCCUGCUGGGGCCCACCUCUGAGCCCUCCAGCCCCCUCCACUCCCGCCUGCUCAAGGACUCGGACUCGCACCCCCUGCAGCGCAGCGCCAGCUCAGCCAGCGACGUGCCCAGCUCUUUCCGCCCUUCCAAGACUUCUGCCAAGGCCGCCGCACCCCCACGAGAGGCCAGACCCCCGGUCACCCGGCCCAAACCCAUGGUGUACCACAAGACGAACUCCGCCGGCCCUGGCAUGGGCUCUCCCACCUCCACCACCCCCCCUACACCCCCGCCACCCCCUCCCCCCACGGAUAAAUCAUGCAUAGUGUGAGGCAUGAACCAGCCUGGAGGCGGUGUUGGAAAAGGGGGAGAGGAUUUGAACCCUGGGACCGCGGGGGCUUGAGAGAGAGAGAAGCCCAUAUGGCGCUACCUAAAUCUAAUAAUAAUAAAAAAUAAUAAUUCUGUGUAAAUUAGUUGAGCGCCUCUUUUGCUGCAGUUGUCUAGCUCAGAUGAAGUGGGAACUGCCUCCAUUUCAGGAUUAUUUGUCCUUUUUUUUGUUGUUUUGCUUUUUUUCUCUGCCUCCUCCACCACUUUCAUCAGAAUGAUCUGCCAUGGUCAGGAUAAAGAAACUAAAAAAAGGAGUUUGGACAACUCUCAGAUUAACCCAGCAGCAGCAAAGUCUACAAAAACAAUGCAUGGUUUCUGAUUGCUGUUGUGAAAAUGGCCCACCAGAAGGGAUUUGUUACUGCAGUCUGAGUGGGGAGAGAGUGGAGUCUUCAAAAAAAACAAAAAUAGAAUAAGAGAAACAGCUCCAGCUUAGACUUAAUACAAAGGUAAAAAAAAAUGCUCUUUCUUGAUUUUGGAGGACUCUUGGACAUUAAAAAACAAAAAAAAAAGUGUGUGCUUUUUUUAAUUAUAAAUAAACCUGUACCUAUUUAAACAUUAAUGGGGUCAGGUGUACGUAGUGAAGUGUUGCAUUGGAACUUAAUACAGCGGGGGAAAGAAACACACACGCUUGUGCCAAACGAUAUCCCCCUCCCCUUCCAAAGCAUAUUGACCUGCAAAAGGAGUGCAGGAGUCAAGCAACUUUGAGGAUCCACGCACUGUUGACAGGCAUUGGUGACUUAGCUUAUUUUAAUUUAGCAUAUUCAGUGGUGGGUCUACCUGUGUAAUGAUCUUCAAUCAGUGGACUCCAGGCUGGGAUCCCUCUUGUGUAAAGUAUAGGCUCUGGGUCUGCAGGACUGAACAUGUUUGUUAUUAAUACUCUACAUCCUGUAUGAAUUGUGAUUUUCGCUUGAGCUGUCAUGCUGUGAACUUAGCGCUCCUGCAGUGCAGCACAAAUUGGUUUUGCCAGACGUGUCCGUCCUCUAAUGUUUGUAAAGGGAGUUCGAAAGGCAGUUCGAGAGAGCAUGCGUGAAAAUGGAAAAAUAAAUAAGUCCAUUAGAUCUUCCAGAAAAAAAAAGAAGAAAAAACGGUUGCCUCUCAUAACAACAAAUUGCUUUUGUAUCUUUGUGAACGUAUAUCUUUAAAGUACUUUUUUUUUUUUUUUUUUUUUGGUAGAGACAGGCAGUAAUCGUGCUGAUAACUGGAAUAAUUUGAUGUACUUCAAUGUCACAAAGUGUAACAUUCAUCCUACAAUAACUGCAUUGAAUAGGACCAAAGUAUAUAAACCCAUGCUUUAUCAUAUUUAUUGUAAGGGUUCAUGCAAGUUAUGAUUUAUGAUUCUCUCAUAAGUAUAUAUAUAUAUAUAUAUAACCACGUAUAGCGCAGUGUUCAUUUUGGUGGGAAAAUAACAUUGCAAUAAAAUCACUUUGCUUAAGGCUAACAUUGGCAGUAAUACAGUAAUACAUUUUUUUAAUACCGCUUACAAUAAACCAUAGUUAAAUAUUCAGACCCCAGAAGGGGGUUUCAAGCUACAGCUAAUGAACCAGUUUAUCUUCUCACUGUACGCAGAUCUGCAGCUGUGUAUGCUGUAAGUGUGUUACUGAGGUGAUAAACAACCACUAUGUACAGUCUGAGUUUCUGAAAUCUGAGAUCUGUUGUGUUUUUUUCCCUCUGCUAUUUACAGGAAACUAAUGGAGAAGUAAAUCAGUUUACAAUGUAAUCUCAUUGUCAAACAUUUGUUCCAAGCAAUAUAAUAUAGUUACUGUGUUAGUUACUGCUCAGGAAUGGAAACCAGAGAAUGGGAAUUUGAAGUUUUGUCUUUUAUAUGGUCUAAUUAUUUUUCUGAUCCUAAAAUGGUCUAAUUAAAGCAACAGCAAUAAAAUGGUCUCAAUCUGUGAAGCCUCCCUCACCAACCUUCAACCCAAAGUUUACUAUAAGUUAAUUAUGUUCUUAGUGAUUUUCAAGGGACCACUAGAGGGCAGUACAAAAAAAAGACGGUAUUUCUGAUAAGGUUCACUGCUGGGGGAUCAGCAAUUCACGAUUGAUUCCAGUGCUAAAGGGAUUAAAACUUAGACCAUUAAUGAUGUCAUCAUUGCUACCUCUUCCCUCUCCUCCCAACACCACCCUUGUGGAAUUAGCUUCCCUCUACUACCUGGUCCCUCAUGGCCUGCAACAAUAGGCUGUGUAGCUCAAACACAGACCUAUCCUGAGGAUUUGCAAUAAGGAAAACCGUACAGAGUAGUAAUAACACAGCUGCUUUAGAUUGCAUCCAGGGACAGUUGAAUGAGAUUCCUCUCUAAGCUGUAGCAGGUUUCCAAUCCCAAAGCCUAAGUCAGGAUUCAAUGAGAAAAUACAGCGAUGCUCUAUGACCAGUGUUGUGUCUGUUCUUUGGCGCUGUGCAGUCAAUCUUCCAGACAGAAGGGGAGACGCUCUGAAAGCCUCACCUGCCCCACUGAUUUGUCUCCGGCAGUGUACUUCUGUACUAUUUACAUCCAAAAGCGUACCUGAUGCACUAGGGUCCUAAGAGAUUUUGUUUUGUUAUACAGACAUCGCAGACAGGCAUAUCUCCUCCCUACAUGAGCAGCAUUUGCUAAGUCAUUAAAUACCUAGAGAACCUGGAAAUAACACUGCUUGUUUGUGUGGUUGUUCUUUUGAAUGGAAUUCACACUGUAAGUACCCAAUCGGCCUGUUUGUGUGCAUCAUUGCAGAAAUCAUGCAUUAGGAGAAAUGUAGCGGGUUCAAAUGCGUUCCAUGUGUGACGUUCACCCCAACCUUAAUAAAACUGGAUUACUGGUAUUCUCUGUUUAUUUAAGAUGUAAGAAAUAAGCAUUAACUAUUAAUACAUGUGGCGCAAAAGCAAAGCCUUUUUUUUUUUUUUGAUUUUUGAUUUUGUUGCUCGAAGCUGUACCUAGUACUGUUGUCAUGCCACCACUUCCAGCUUUCCAAUCUGCAUUCAGUUCCCAUAAUGCACUUGAAAUGUCCAUUGUGCGGUUGUGUACCGGUUGAGUGGGACCUUUUUUUUCUUAUUGGUAGUUCUUGUCUUAAAAAAAAUAAAUAUAUACAAAAAUAGACUGUAAUGUCAAUAUAUUUAUAGUUGUCCAUUCAAAUGUCUAUAUAUUACAUGAAUAAACCUGUGUUCAAAUGUACUUGUAUAUACAAUUUUGUACAUUACAGAGGUACAUUAUUCUUUUGGGUACAAAGCAAUAGAAGUUUAGUCUUAAGAUAAACCUUAUAUGAGUAUAUGUGUAGUUCUUGUAGUAAACCUUUUUUUUUUUUUUAAAUAAACAUUGCUUGCUAUAGAUA